UCACACCCAGUUUGAAUAAUAUCAUGUCUGUAUCUCUUUGGAUUAGCCACUUUUUGUCUCUUGAAUCAGACGUUUCUGUCCUUUGAGAGGAGCACCUUGCUCUGCCCCCAUUUCUUUAAUGACCACACAAGUGUCAGUUUUUUGGGGUGGCUUUGCAUAAAAAUUAUGUGGACCACCUAGUUACACUACAGACUUUCAUUUGUGUUCUAGCAGUUUAACUGUCAUGGCUCCCCCCCCAAAAAAAAAUCUUGGAAAUUGGUGAGGUAUUAAAAAGUCUGUUAGAAAUUUCCUAGCCUCUCCCUCAAUUCCAAGGAUUAUAAGUAGAGAGAAUGAAUAUUAAACCAGCUUUGAAGCAACCAAAUAGGUUUCAUCUCUUUCUCUCUGACUUUCAGGCUGUAAGCUUAUAUACCCCAACCUGAGACUCAAAUACCCCAUUGGAUUCAAAGGGCUUUUCAUCUACCCCAGUUGGAGGAACUUGACACACCAUAUAUUUAAAGCACAUUGCCACCCCCAAAAAUCCUGGGAACAGGAGUUUAAGGCAAGUCUGGGAAAUGAAUCCAAAUCUCUGGAAUGUCAAAGAGAUGUUUAGCACUCCUAUAAAGAUGGGGCCUAACAAACCAUUGAACUGGACCAGUGAUUACAGCAGUAUGAGUGACUCUCAGUUCCUUUUUGGUUCCCAGUUCUGCCCAGAAAAUUCACAGUCAGCACUGACCCCACUUGAACUGAAACAAGACAAAAGUUCACAGCAAAAUUCUCAGGAUAAUGAGCCCAGUAUUUUUGCCAAAUACCAGUCUAAACCACAGCUCUUUGCAGGGGAUGGAAAGGAAAAAGGACCAUUUAGUUUUCCAGCUGGAAGAUUCAAAGGUGUAUUGGAGCAAUUUGAAGAGAAUAAGAAAAAGAUCAAGGAAAAACACGAUAACGAGCUUUUAAACACCUUUAUUUUGAACACUAAAGAGAGUCUUCAAAGGCUGCACUUUUCCUUAGAUAAGUUUGAAGAAACUCUGAAAUCUAUUUUGGAUGGCUUCGGAAGCUUCUCUAAGUCGAUGCAAGAAACGUCUCAAUCCUAUUAUGAAUUGGUGCUGAAUGCUCUGAGAGACAAAAAUGAAAUGGAACAAGCAUUACUAGGAGUGGAGAAGAAAAGGCUGGAAAACAAAGAUACAGAGAUCUCAGAUCUGAAAUCCAGCCUGCAAUCGCUGACGGAGAGUUUGGAGCAGCUCACAGCUCAGCAGAAAGAGCAACACUUGAAGCUCUGUGAGCGUUUAGAACACCUGCAGCUCCCUAGCCUUCUGGCUGAUUUGCAAACAUUCAUUUCUGCACCCAGAGUACCAAUUCAUAUAAAGGACAGUGUUUCCCAGACUUCCCCAGACAUGAUGUCCAGACAGGUACCUAACAAUUCCCACUCGAGUGAUGCUCCUCCAGGCAGCCUGGUCAUUUCUACUGCCGCAGCCUCACAGGGCAAAGAAAAUGCUGACAUUCAGCAGAGCAGCCGUUCUGGGGCUGGGAGCCGUGAUGCUGACCGUCUUCAUUGCACCUGCCGCUCCAGUGCAGACACCACUGCAGGCAGCCACGAGGAAUGCUUGUUAUAUACUCAAGGACCAAGUCUAUCCACACCACUGAGGAAAGUGAUCAAGAAAGGCAGUCGGGCAAAGGGACUUAACACGCCAAAGCAGCCACAGUUGAACUGGACUCACAUCGACAGUGCAGACAGCCACAAAAAUAUGAAGCUGGCCAGAGAGAGCAUGAUGCAAAUUAAAGGUGGAGGAAGCAGGAUAAAAAGAGAACCCCAAAAAUAUAGCGAGAAGAAAAUACUUUAUUCCUCCAGGAAAGGAGGAAAUCAUUCAAAGGUUACUACUAAUGCCAGACAAGGGUUUUCUAAGUCCAUCAAGUCUCCACAACUUCUGCUCCAAUUCCAUGAAAAUUCACAGAAUAUACCAAAUAUGCCAGUAACGUCCGGAGUUAAAAAGAAAGUGGAUCUUUCUUGUUCAAAAAACAAUAGUUUCUGGGCAGGCUCCUCUCCAGAAAGCUCUUUUUCCGAAAACCAAGUGAGAUGGCUCAAUCUCUCUGAUGAUUACUCAUCUGCUUGUGGUAAACCAGCCCAGCAGAAGACUAGAACAUAUUGCCCGUUAUUUUUUGACAGUGAUUUUUCUGAUUAAGAGUGUUCUCUAAAAGAUGCUUCUUGUAUGUAAGCAUCUUAGUUAAAGGUUGUUAUGAAAAAAAUGUGUGCAUCACAAGCAGUAAUAUGCUCCUUUCUGCAAAACUCUCAGAAUGCAUCACUAUAACCUUGAGCAAAAUUAUCUAUACCUGGCUUCCUUUUAAAAAAAAAUGUAUUGGGCCUAUUAAGAUGUUCCUUAACCAGAUAGAAAACCUGGGGUAAGUCUCAGACUUCCUCAUCCUUUACAGUCUGAUCUUGGGCUGUACCAUAGUCUAAUAAAAGCAGGAACUCCGUUGAACCUGCCUCCCCCCACAGAAUCCAUCCCCAGAAAGAAUAACUGACCUCUGCGGUGGCAUUUGGGAGAUACACUAUGUUCAAACAAAAUACAGCAUAGAUCUGCCUUCAUUUUCUUCCCAUGUCAAGGAGAUGGGAGGAGAU
This is a messenger RNA of Podarcis raffonei (Aeolian wall lizard), 2590 nucleotides long. It is a transcript of the gene IHO1, whose product is annotated as interactor of HORMAD1 1. The transcript is spliced from 9 exons. The coding region runs from base 552 to 2153 and encodes 533 amino acids. Gene Ontology annotation, cellular component: condensed nuclear chromosome. The record is from RefSeq and is a predicted model, not a curated record. Gene Ontology annotation, biological process: meiotic DNA double-strand break formation; homologous chromosome pairing at meiosis; DNA recombination. Lineage: Eukaryota; Metazoa; Chordata; Lepidosauria; Squamata; Lacertidae.